AACAUCGUCAACAGGAAUGGCUCCCCGCUGCUGGACACUUGCUUCACUCUGCACCUCUGCUCGGUGGACCGCAUCUCCAAAGACUUUUACAAAAGUGAAAUCAUCAGAGACUCUUUGAACCCCACAUGGCGUAGCCUGGACUUUGGCAUGCUGCCCGACCUGCUGGACACGUCGGUGUCCUGCUUCGUGGUGCGGAUCUGGGGCGGCCGAGGGGAGCAUUUCCAGCUUCUCAUCGAGUGGAAGGUCAACCUGGAUGGACUCCGAUACACUGGGCAGCAGAUUCGCUCCAGGAAUCCAAAUGAGAUCAUAUUUGGAUUAAAUGAUGGCUACUAUGCAGCUGACUUUGAUCAAAAGGAUCACUCGGAGAGGAAGAAGAACAGCUUGCUUCAGGUGGACCAGAGCUCUGUGCGAAACUCCUACAGCGUCUUCUCACUUCUGAGGCUCCACACUGCCCAGAGGGCCAUUAAGCAGACCCAGGUGACCGUGCAGAAGAUCGGGAAGGAGAUUGAGGAGAAGCUGAGGACGACGGCGGCCUGCACAGAGAGGCAGAAGAAAGAGCGCGAGUGCAGGCACCUGCGCAUCAGCGUCCUGCGGAGUGAGCUGGAGAGGCAGAGGAAGGAGCUGGCCAAAGAGAUGGACACGCAGCACAAGGAGAAGAUGCAGCUACAGAAGAAGGAGGAAGCGUUUUCCAUGAAGCACCAGACUCUGGAGAAGGAGAGGGAGUUUUUAAGCGAACAGCAGAAAGAAUGCACAGCCAAGAGAGAAUUGUUCCUGAAGUCCAAUGCACAGCUGACCUUCCGAUGUCGGCAACUCCUGUCUGAGCUCUCCUACAUUUACCCCAUUGAAGUGAACAAUCAGUCGGACUAUGUCAUAUGUGGGGUCAAGCUGCCGAACUCCGAGGACUUUCAAGCAAAGGAUGAUGGGAGUGUGGCCGUCGCCCUGGGUUACACGGCGCACCUGGUGCUCAUGGUGUCCUGCUUCCUCCAGAUCCCCCUCAGGUACCCGCUGAUCCACAAGGGCUCACGCUCGUCCAUCCGCGACACCAUCACCGACAAGCUGACCGAGAAGGAGCGAGAGUUCCCACUGUACCCCAGAGGAGAACGCUUUCAGUUUGAAUAUGGUGUCUACCUUCUCAACAAAAACAUUGCCCAGUUGAGGUAUCAACACGGUCUCUCCACUCCAGACCUUAGACAAACGCUACCCAACUUGAAAAACUUUCUGGAACAUGGGCUGCUGGUUCGUUGUGACCGGUACCAGGUGUCCUCGUCCAUCCCUGUGCCCAUCAAGUCCCAGCUGAGUGUGUCCAUGGCCUCUGACAUGCCCUCGCCGCCUGACUUGGAUGGCUCCCCCGACCGGGCACUCCGCAAGCGGGCUGGCUCCGAGGCCGACAAGCCCAAGUACCAGAGCCCGCCGUCCAGCUACGACACCACCAUGGCCCAGCCCACCACCGCCACCAUCCCCAACCCACUGGCAGCCGCCUCCGACGACCCUGACCAGGAAUUGUCCCCCUCCUUAGAGCCGGCCAUCGAUCUGGCCGAAACGUUGGAGGCCCAGCCCGUGGCGGCCGAGCCGGACGCCCAGGAGGCAGCAGGGGCGGAGGCCGAUCUGGAGAAGUCUCGUUCCCAGUCAGAGUCGACCGCCUCCGCCGACGACUCCAUGGCGUCCACCACCCAACAACAUCAGGUUGCCACGGCGACUGAGGAGACGGUCACCCAGCAGCAGCAGCAGCAGCACCCAGGCACCAUGAACGGUUCGGCGCUGCUCGGGGAUGGCCUGGCGGCGGCAGCACCUGCCCCGGCAGCAGAGAUGUGCUGCUCGGUGGAGCGGGCGGAGGAGAUCAUGGGCACAGAGGCCCUGGGGCUGGGCAUGGGGCUGAGCAUGGGGCUCGGCCUGAGCCUGGGCGGCCGGCUGGAGGACUUCCCCGGGGGUAACAUCCCCGUGGAACACGCGGUAGCCGUGGAGUGCGAUGACCAGGUGCUGGGAGAGCUGGACACGGCCGGCCUGGAGGAGUUCUCCCGCCGCAUCUAUGCGCUCAACGAGAACAUGCCCAGCUUCCGACGGCCGCGCAAGAACUCGGACAAGUGACCGGCCCAGAGCCUAAGCAGCUGUAGAGGUCAUGUCCUGGGGGAACCCGCAGAAAGACUGACACCAUACCACAUGAUCAUAUAUAUGUAAAGUAUAUAUAUAUAUGACACUACUAAGACAUAUCUGACCAAUUUGCACUUCUUUAAGCAUUUCUAUAAUCAUUGAAAUUAUAUUAAAAGUAAUGAUGCUGAAAGGCCUGCUGGCUGUCAUUUCUGGGUGCAAGAUUCAGGGGGUCUGGGGAGGGAAUCCUGAUAGUGGAGCGGUCAGAGUCGGCCUCCGAACCAGACUCCAGUCCGUCCCAGAGUCCAUGCCCAUGCAGGAGAAGUGCAACCGCAGAAAGGAGCUCCAGGGUGGUCAGAAAUGGCUGGGUAGACAUGGCGGGAGAUUCCAGGAAGCUGCACAUCCGUGUCCAUCUCCCUGAAGCCGCAGUGGAACAUGAAGGUCUGUGGCCAUGGAAUCUCUAAAUGACUCUAUAGUCUGUAAGACUACUCAGAAACCCUGUAGAUCCAGAGGAAGGCGGUGGGGUGGUUGUAUGUUAAAUUAUGUUGGAAAAUAGCACACCUCUUUUUCAACUACAUUCAUCAGGGAUAAGAUUAUUGUUUAUUUUCUUUGUAUAUGCCCUUUUCAUUUUUGUUCUUUUCUUUUUUUUAAAUGAAAACAAUGAAUUGGUACAGUUUGCCACAUAAGCCCUUUAUAGCAGAUAACUAGUGCUAGCCUAAUUAUGGCCAUGAAAAUGAAAACCAACAUUUAAUUUUGUCUUUAUCAUCUCCCAUAAUCAUGACUUCCAUGAUCCCCACAAUGUUGCUUUGAGUCUGGGCCAUUUCAGUCACGGGGAACCUUCCCUCAGUAUGCAAGGCAGCUCUCUCAAGCAGUUGAUUUGCUCCGACAUUAAUGAAAGAUAGCGGUGUGACACCUUCACAGGCACACGCAUGAAGAACUGGAGAGAACCCACACAUAUUCGAAUGUGUGAUUGAGACUGAGUACUGUGGUUUCAGCGAUCUAUAUGUAUUUAAAUAUGACGUUGCCAGGAAUAUGGUGUUCAUGAAUGAUUAUAUGACAUUGUACAUAUAGUUUUAUAUCUGAGCAUCUUUUAUUAUUAAAUACCA
Messenger RNA from Alosa alosa (allis shad), 3191 nucleotides. It is a transcript of the gene uvrag, whose product is annotated as UV radiation resistance associated gene. The coding region runs from base 148 to 2085 and encodes 645 amino acids. NCBI's taxonomy places the organism in Eukaryota, Metazoa, Chordata, Actinopteri, Clupeiformes, Clupeidae. Gene Ontology annotation, biological process: SNARE complex assembly. The record is from RefSeq and is a predicted model, not a curated record. Gene Ontology annotation, cellular component: endosome; lytic vacuole. The transcript is spliced from 14 exons. Gene Ontology annotation, molecular function: SNARE binding.